This is a messenger RNA of Phyllotreta striolata, 871 nucleotides long. The record is from the annotation of a GenBank genome assembly. NCBI's taxonomy places the organism in Eukaryota, Metazoa, Arthropoda, Insecta, Coleoptera, Chrysomelidae.
GCAAACGCCAGACAAGAAACCCAUCAUUCCAUUCAAAAAUGCCGCUGUCCAUGAAACGCUGGGUAGGCAAAACCGCCAUUGUAACCGGAGCUAGCGUCGGAAUUGGAGCUGCAAUUGCCGAAAGAUUGGUCAUUGAGGGCCUACAGGUAGUGGGAAUAGCUAGACGGGUCCACCUCAUCCAGGACCUAUCCAGGCGCCUGGCGAACGAGAAGGGCAAGUUGCACGCGUUGCGGUGCGACGUGACGAUCGAAGACAACAUCCUGAAGGUGUUCGAAUGGUGCAGGGAGCACCUCGGCCCCGUCCACAUACUGAUCAACAACGCCGGCAUCGUGGAGAACACCAAUCUGAUCGACGGCGACACCAGGAAGUGGCGCAACGUGAUCGACACGAACGUGUUCGGGCUGUGCGUGGGCACCAGGGAGGCGGUGAGGGAGAUGGUGAGGCACCGGGUGGACGGGCACAUCGUGCACAUGAACAGCGUGGGAGGGCACCGGGUGCCCUAUUUCACCUUCAGCAACGUCUAUCCGGGCACCAAGCACGCCGUGACCGCCUUGGCGACGACGCUCAAGAAGGAAUUGUCGGCGAACAAGCUCGAUAUUAAGAUUACUAGCAUCAGUCCGGGUAUAGUGAAGACGGAAAUUGGUAAAAGUUGCUACAAUUUCGAGAAGCAAGUGUCAGUAUCGCCGAGUUUGACUGUCGAGGACGUGGUUGAUGCUGUGAUAUAUGCCCUUUCAACCGGCCCGAACGUGCUGGUGGAAGAGAUUAUUCUACAGCCGCUCCACGAACCGUUCUAGUUUUAAGGAGGUUUUGUAGUUGGACAAAUAGAGGUUGUGGAUAUUAUUGUAUAUUGUAAUAAAGAGUUUGAUAAUAA